CUUUGGGUCUCUGCCUGUGUGGAGACAUGGGGACACAGGGACAGAGCUGCCCUUGUGGCUGCAAAUGGGGCCCUGGAGGAGGGACAUCACCGUGCCCCAGUUCAGCUCCUUCACUCUCCUCUCCCUCCGCAGUGCCUUCCUGGAGCUGCCUCACCAGGAUGAAUGGAACGGCCAACUUGGCCCCGACCGCCCGCGGCCACUUCACCUCCGCCAUCCCGGUGCCACGAUCCACGACCCCCAACAAACUGCCUUCUGCAGCCCCCCCGGCCCGGCACAGCACCUCAGGCCCCCCUGCCUCCCACCGGGCCACAUCCCCACGGCCGGCAGCACCCCCCGGCCCCAAAAGCCUCAAACUCAGGCCCAGAGCUUCAGGUCGUGAGGCAACCGAGAGUCCAGGUGUAAUCCCCCAUGGGGGCCAGAGAGCCCCAGUGCUCCCCAGGAAGGGGGUGGGGGGAAGCCGGGUGGAGUGCAGCCUAAGGGGGCCUGGGGCCCACCGUCCCCUCGGGAUGGCAGUGGAGGAUGGACCCGACGCCGGCCCUAUGAGCAGAAGCCCCAUGUUUGGGUCAGGGACCAUCAGCUUCUCCUCAGCCUCCCCGCAGAGCCGCCCUGUGACAGCCACUGUUGCCCCGUUCCACUACCGGCUGCAGGAGGAUGGAGAGCAGAAUGCCACAUCCCUGUGUGACUUUGCUCCUGCUGAGGUGCCCGACCCCAAAUCCAGAGCCAUGACAGCCCCCGGCGGGUUAAAUGAUUGCAGCGCGGGGAUGCUGGGGAGCAACCUCAAGAGCCUUCCCGACGUGGAGCUGGGCGAGGAGGGCGCGGCGGAGCUGCGCGGCUUUCGGCGGGGCCCCGACGGCGGCGGCGCGGUGAUGCCCAAACGGGCGAAGGCGGCGGCGGCGGCGGCGGGGGGGCCGCGGGGCGCGGAGCUGCGGGUGUUCAAGGCGAGCAGCGCGGAGGGGCGGCUGCCGGCCGGCUCCAACCUGCGCAAGCAGAAGUCGCUCACCAACCUGGCCUUCCUCACCGACGCCGAGAAGAAGCGGCAGCUCUACGAGCCGCGCUGGAGCGACGACAUGGCCAAAGGGACGGCGACCACCGCGGUGGCGGCGGGGGGACGGGGCGGGGGCGGCGGUCCCCGUGGCCGCGAGGCGCCCGCCAUGUCGCGCAGUCUGUCCCGCUCCGAGCACUCCCUGCUGCCGCCGCGCCCCGCCGGACCCCAGAAGCCGCCGCCCGCCGCCGGGAAGCCGAGCCGCAUCCCCCGCGGGCCCUACGCCGAGGUGAAGCCGCUCAGCAAAGCCCCCGAGGCGGGCGGAGGCGGAGGAGGAGGGGGCGGCAAGUGCGACGACGAGCUGCUGGGCGGCAAGGGGCCGGCGGCGGCGGGGGCCGAGGAGAAGGCGUACCUGAAGGUGGACCCCGAGCUGGUGGUGACGGUGCUGGGCGACCUGGAGCAGCUGCUCUUCAGCCAGAUGUUGGACCCCGAGUCCCAGAGGAAGAGGACGGUGCAGAAUGUUCUGGACCUUCGGCAGAACCUGGAGGAGACCAUGUCCAGCCUGCGGGGCUCCCAGGUGUCUCACAGCUCCCUGGAGAUGACGUGCUACGACAGCGACGAAGCCAACCCGCGCAGCGUCUCCAGCCUGUCGAACCGCUCCUCGCCGCUCUCGUGGCGCUACGGGCAAUCCAGCCCGCGGCUGCAGGCGGGGGAUGCGCCGUCGGUGGGGGGCGGCUGCCGCUCCGAGGGCACCCCCGGCUGGUACAUGCACGGCGAGCGGGCGCAUUACUCGCACACCAUGCCCAUGCGCAGCCCCAGCAAACUGAGCCACAUCUCGCGACUGGAGCUGGUGGAGGCGUUGGACAGCGACGACGUGGAGCUGAAGUCGGGAUAUAUGAGCGACAGUGACCUGAUGGGGAAAACCCUGACGGAGGACGAUGACAUCACCACGGGCUGGGAUGAGAGCAGCUCCAUCAGCAGCGGCCUCAGCGAUGCCUCUGACAACCUCAGCUCGGAGGAGUUCAAUGCCAGCUCCUCGCUCAACUCCCUGCCCUCCACCCCCAUGGCCUCGCGCAGGAACUCGGCCAUAGCGCUGCGCACCGACUCUGAGAAGCGCUCGCUGGCGGAGAGCGGGCUGAGCUGGUACGGCGAGGCGGACGAGAAGGCGCCCAAGAAGCUGGACUACGACAGCAGCAGCCUCAAGAUGGAGCACGGCUCCUCCAAGUGGCGGCGGGAGCCUGCAGAGAGCUGCGAGGAGGGUUCCAAGGGUGGAGAGCUGAAGAAGCCGGUCAGCCUGGGCACCCCCGGCUCCCUCAAGAAGGGCAAAACCCCACCGGUGGCAGUGACCUCUCCCAUCACCCACACGGCCCAGAGCACCCUCAAAGUGGCAGGCAAACCCGAGACCAAAGCCACCGAUAAGAGCAAGCUGUCGGUGAAGAGCACGGGGCUGCAGCGCUCCUCCUCUGACGCUGGCCGCGAUCGCGUCGGCGAUGCCAAGAAGCCGCCCUCGGGUCUCACACGCCCCUCAGCCUCCAGCUCCUUUGGCUACAAGAAGCCGGCCCCAGCCACUGGCACUGCCACUGUCAUGCAAGCCGGGGGCUCAGCAACGCUGGGCAAGAUCCAGAAGAGCUCCGGUAUCCCCGUCAAGCCGGUCAGCGGGCGGAAAACAAGCCUGGAUGUCUCCAACGCGGCUGAGCCCGGCUUCCUGGCCCCGGGGGCUCGCACCAACAUCCAGUACCGCAGUCUGCCCCGGCCGGCCAAGUCCAGCUCCAUGAGUGUGACCGGCGGCCGCGGCGCUAACCGGCCGGUCAGCAGUAGCAUCGAUCCCAGCCUGCUCAGCACCAAGCAGGCCAGCAUCACGGUGUCGCGGCUCAAGGAGCCGUCCAAGAUCGGUGCUGGCCGUGGCACACCGGCCCCCGUGAACCAGACGGACCGGGAGAAGGAGAAGGCCAAGGCCAAGGCCGUAGCGCUGGACUCCGAGUGCGUGACGCUGAAGAGCGUUGGCUCUCCUGAGAGCACCCCCAAAGCCCAGGCCAACCUCCCGCCGGCGGCCAAGGUGGCUGAGCUGCCCCCCACCCCCCUCAGAGCGGCUGCCAAAACCUACGUGAAGCCUCCCUCGUUGGCCAACUUGGACAAGGUCAACUCCAACAGCCUGGACUUGCCCUCCUCCAGCGAGCUGCAUCCCCCACACACUGCCAAGCUCCAGGACCUGCACCCAGCUGGGGGGCAUCUGACGCCCUGCUUCAGCCCCAGUCCUGCUCCCAUCCUCAACAUCAACUCGGCCAGCUUCUCCCAGGGCCUGGAGCUCAUGGGCGGCUUCAGCGUCCCCAAGGAGGGUAGGAUGUACCCUAAGCUCUCCGGCCUGCAUCGCAGCAUGGAGUCCCUGCAGAUGCCCAUGAGCCUGCCCAGUGCCUUUUCGGGGGGCAGCACCGCCACCCCCAGCCCUGCUGCUGUCCCCCCUGCCAGCACAGAGGAAGAGGAGGAGGCGGGUGAGCUGGGCUGGAGCGGCAGCCCCCGGCUUGCACACCUGGACAGCACCAACCGUGACAGGAACACGCUGCCCAAGAAGGGGCUGAGGUACCAGCUGCACUCCCAGGAGGAGGCCAAGGAGCGCCGCCACUCGCACACCAUUGGAGGGCUGCCCGAAGCGGACGAUCAGCCGGAGCUGCCCUCACCCCCCGCCCUCCCCAUGGCUCUGGUUGGGAAGGGUCCGCUCACCAGCAUCGUGAGCCCCACUGCCACCACCACCCCGCGGAUCACCCGCUCCAACAGCAUCCCCACCCACGACUCCACCUUUGAGCUGUACAGCACCUCCCAGAUGGGCAGCACCCUCUCCCUGGCAGACAAACCCAAGGGCAUGAUCCGCUCGGGCUCCUUCCGGGACCCUGUGGAUGACGUUCAUGGAUCGGUGCUGUCCCUGGCCUCCAGCGCGUCCUCCACCUACUCCUCCGCUGAGGAGAAGAUGCAGUCUGAGCAAAUCCGCAAGCUGCGUCGCGAGUUGGAGUCCUCGCAGGAGAAGGUGGCCACGCUGACAUCCCAGCUGUCUGCUAACGCCAACCUGGUGGCAGCUUUUGAGCAGAGCCUGGUGAGCAUGACGUCCCGCCUGCGGCACCUGGCUGAGACCGCUGAGGAGAAGGACACAGAGCUGCUGGACCUGCGGGAGACCAUUGAUUUCCUGAAGAAGAAGAACUCGGAGGCACAAGCCGUGAUCCAGGGUGCCCUGAAUGGCACUGAUGUUGCUCCCAAAGAGCUGCGCAUCAAGCGGCAGAACUCCUCCGACAGCAUCUCCAGCCUCAACAGCAUCACCAGCCACUCCAGCAUCGGCAGCAGCAAAGAUGCCGACGCCAAGAAGAAGAAGAAGAAGAGCUGGCUGCGUAGCUCCUUCAACAAAGCCUUCAGCAUCAAGAAGGGGCCCAAGUCGGCCUCGUCCUACUCGGAUAUUGAGGAGAUCGCCACGCCGGACUCCUCAGCCCCGUCCUCUCCCAAGCUCCAGCACGGCUCCACCGAGACCACCUCACCUUCCAUCAAAUCCUCCACCUCCUCCUCCGUGGGCAUCGACACGGCUGAGCUCUUCCAGGCGCACGGUGAGGGCGAGCCGGAGAAGAAGGAGGUGUCAGAGCUGCGCUCGGAGCUGUGGGAGAAGGAGAUGAAGCUGACGGACAUCCGCCUGGAGGCCCUCAACUCGGCUCACCAGCUGGAGCAGUUGCGGGAGACCAUGCAUAACAUGCAGCUGGAGGUGGAUCUCCUGAAGGCAGAGAACGAUCGGCUCAAAGUGGCUCCGGGGCCCUCGGCGGUGCCAGGAUCCAUUCCUGGUCACAUUACCAGCACGUCGGCCUCCUCGUCGCCACGGCGCUCGCUGGGGCUCUCCCUGGGCCAUGCCUUCAGCCCCAGCCCGGGGGACGCCGACAUGUCUCCCAUGGACGCCAUCAGUGCUGGCACCCAGAAGGAUGAGCUGACGCUGAGGAUUGUGGUGCGCAUGCCGCCCCAGCACAUCAUCAAGGGGGACCUCAAGCAACAAGAGUUUUUCCUGGGCUGGACCAAGGUGAGCGGGAAGGUGGAUUGGAAGAUGCUGGAUGAGGCUGUCUGCCAGGUCUUCAAGGAUUACAUCACCAAGAUGGAUCCUGCCUCCACGCUGGGGCUCAGCACUGAGUCUGUUUAUGGCUACAGCAUCAGCCACAUCAAGCGGGUCCUGGACACGGAGCCACCGGAGCUGCCGCUGUGCCGCCGGGGCAUGAGCAGCAUCGUGGUGACGCUCAAAGGCUUGAAGGAGAAGUGCGUGGACAGCUUGGUGUUCGAGACGCUCAUCCCCAAGCCCAUGAUGCAGCAUUACAUCAGCCUCCUGCUGAAGCACCGGCGGCUCAUCCUCUCGGGACCCAGCGGCACCGGCAAGACGUACCUGACCAACCGGCUGGCCGAGUACCUGGUGGAGCGCUCGGGCCGGGACGUCACCGAGGGCAUCGUCAGCACCUUCAACAUGCACCAGCAGUCCUGCAAGGACCUGCAGCUGUACCUCUCCAACCUGGCCAACCAGAUCGACAGGGAGACGGGCACGGCGGACGUGCCCCUGGUGAUCCUCCUGGAUGACCUCAGCGAGGCGGGCUCCAUCAGUGAGCUCGUCAACGGCGCGCUCACCUGCAAGUACCACAAAUGCCCCUACAUCAUCGGGACCACCAACCAGCCUGUGAAGAUGACCCCGAACCAUGGUCUCCAUCUCAGCUUCAGGAUGCUGACCUUCUCCAACAACGUGGAGCCAGCCAAUGGCUUCCUGGUGCGCUACCUGCGGAGGAAGCUGCUGGAGUCAGACACGGACGUCAACGCCAACAAGGAGGAGCUGCUGCGUGUGCUGGACUGGGUGCCCAAGCUCUGGUACCACUUGCACACCUUCCUGGAGAAACACAGCACCUCCGACUUCCUCAUUGGUCCCUGCUUCUUCCUGUCCUGCCCCAUCGGAAUCGAGGAUUUCCGGACCUGGUUCAUUGACCUGUGGAAUAACUCCAUCAUCCCUUACCUGCAGGAGGGGGCGAAAGAUGGGCUCAAGGUCCACGGGCAGAAGGCAGCCUGGGAGGACCCCGUGGAGUGGGUGCGGGACACCCUGCCCUGGCCAUCAGCACAGCAAGACCAGUCCAAGCUGUACCACCUGCCCCCACCCACCAUCGGACCCCAUAGCACUGUCUCCCCCCCCGAGGAGCGCACCGUCAAAGACACAACGCCCAGCUCCCUGGAUGCGGACCCCCUGAUGGCCAUGCUGCUGAAGCUCCAGGAAGCCGCCAACUACAUCGAGUCUCCGGACCGUGAAACCAUGGUGGAUCCCGACCUGCAAUCGACUCUGUGAGGCACGCACAUGCCGGCCCAGGUGCAGGGGGCGGCCACCGGGCUGCCCUCCUCCUCCUCUUCCUCCUCCGGUAGCCUGGAGCGCAGGGCUGGGGCUGGCGAGCGAGCGGUGAGGAGCGGAGCCCUGUGCAGCUCUGCGCAGCGUGGGGAAGCUCAGCUCUGCCGUGGGAGAGUGCGAGGCUCCGCUUCUCCACCCCUCUUUUGGGGUAGGAGAAUCCUGGUUUCUCUUCUUGGUUUUUCUGUCUCUAUUGCAAACUCUCGGGUUUUGGGGCCGCUGUGGCCAAGCCCCCGCUCCAGGGAGCUGCAGGAUGGGCCCUGCGUGGGGCAGGGACCCCGUGGGAGCCCCCUGGGCUGGAGCUGGGGGGUGGGAGGACGUGUGGCCGUGUCUGUGUGUCCGGCACCGUGCUCCCACUGCUCUCUUUGUACAUUCCUCAUUUAACCUGCUUGGCAGCCGCUGCACCCAGGACAACCCAAUAAACCCCGCUUCGGUUAUUUUAUUUUAUUACUCCCCCUUCCCUUUUUCGUUUGACCGAGUCCAGACUUUGCUUUGCUCCCUUUUUUGUUCUGGUUCUUUGCUCUCCCAAGCCUGAGCCCAUGCUCUGGUGCCCAUCGCUUCCCCCCCUGAGCAGCUCUGCUUCCUUUUGGUUUCUUUUACAGCUGUUGGUCCCACCACUCCACACACUUCCGUCACACAACUGGUGCUCACUGGACAACCUCCAGUCCCCAAAUCCACCUCUCCAGUUGCCUCAUAUCUUGGCUGGGAUGGGUCUGGGCAGGUGGUGGUAGUGGGGUGCACCCGGAGAGCCCCUUUGCCUGGAGGCCCCCUCCCAAAAGCACAAGGCAAAGUGUGGCCUUGGGCCCGGGGGGUGCUGUGGGGCUGCCAAGGGGCAGCACAAUGCUGUGGGGCAAGGAGUGGCAAUCUGCUCCCGUCUCCUCUCUGCUGCCGGGUUGGGUGGCACAGGGACAGAGCCGUGCCUGACAUUGUCCCCGUGCCUCUGGCUCACCACUGCCCCAUGGGGUUUCGUGACCCCCCCCCCCAGGCCCACCCUGUGCCCUGCAGCCGCACAGUGCCCUCUCAGCAUGGGCUCUCCAUACCCACACUGGUGCUCUGGGGACAUCCAGCUGGGGCCACAUGUCCCCUUGGCCCUAUGGUGCAAUGUCACAGGCGCUGCUCCCUGCACUGCCUUAAUCCCUGUGGGUAGGGGGCACGCAGGGCUGGAGGGGGGGGCCACUGGCACGGCCCGCAUUUGCUGCCUCCAAAGCCAGCUGGGCUGGGAUGGGACCGUGGUGCCGGUGCUUCACUGAGCACUGCCCAGCUGGGGCCACUGCCUUCGGUCCCUUUAGUACCCUUCUCUUCCCCUCCUCCCGGCCCCGCAGAGGGCACAGCACCUUUAGGGGAGCGGUUCCCCACGGCGGCUCUGCCCCCCACUGCCUUCAGGGACCCCCCCCACCUCCCUGGGGCUCUGUGUGCCCCCCGCUGCCCUCGGUGCUCUCCUGCCCGCGCAGCCCUCCCGCGCGGCCCCAUGGUGCUCACUUCUCCGUCUGUCCCACAGCCUCCCUGCUGCCAGCCCCUCUGCACAGGGCUGUCCCUCCCCACGCUGGCUUGGACGUUAGGGCUUUCUGUUUGCCUUCUGUUGUGUUGUCAGCUGAGGACUCGCUGUAAAUAGAUCCGUAGUCGAACGCCCUGCGUGAGUUGGCGGGGUCCGACCCUGCGCGUCUUUCUCCUUUUUUUGUACUCUGUGAUAACUGUGCUGUGCUGACUUCUUUUCUGAUUGUACCAGGUGUUGGCUCAGCAGCAGCUCGAGGUUGGGGACCCGCACUCCCCUCUCACCCCCCUCGGGACCUUAAUGCCCUGAGGACGGGGCGCAAAGCACCUUUGGGGGCCCUGAGGAGCCCCGCAGUGCACGGCGUUGGUGCAGCCUCACACUGGGAUUUCAUCCCUGGCACCACCACGGAGCCACCAAAACACCCCACAAACCCUCACGGGACACGCACUGCAGCGUCCCCUUGUGUGGCCUGUGGGGUCGCCCCAUAACUUGUGGGUGCAGACACCCAAGCCCUGUGGGAUGAACAGCAGCCACAGCCGAGCCCUGGGCACAGUGGGUGCUGGGUGGGGCUUCCUAGUGGGGUCCCUCACCCAAAGGGGAGCAGCAUUGGUGGCUCCUGUUGGUGUCCCCCAGUGUGGUGGCACCCAUCGGGGAGGUUGGGGACCCUCGGGGUGCCCACACCCAUGGAUCCCACCAUUGCUCUGCCUGCUGGCCACCCCCAGGUGUUUGUUGUCCCCGUGGGGACGCUGUGCUAAGGCUGCCUGCUGGCCCCAAGGUGCCGUCACCCCAAAGGCGCCCGCAGCCCCUUGGAGCACCAGGAGCCCCCCCACCACCCUCGAGCUGCUGCUGCCCAGGGGCCUGAACCUUACAAUUUUAGCUUUUUUCUAUUAAAAGAAGAAACAAACCUUUUUUUAAUUAAAUAAAAGACGAAAAAUGGACAAAUUCCUGUUUUAGAUGAUCUGUGUAACUGACUGGGUUUUGUGUUUCUUAACUGCAUGGUGUUCCUGCCGAGGGGUUUUAUAGCACUUUUUAAAUUUCUCUUUAAGAUUUUGGUCCAGAUUUCUACUGCUCUCUCGCCUGUCUGUCUUUGCUUUUUCCCUCGCCUCCAAGUUUGUAAACUCGCUCCGUUUUAUACCUGAUGUGGAAACCCAACCCCACGUUGUACAUAGCUGCGGGAACAAUCAGAGGAACAAACACCAUCUGGACUCUGCCACCAUUCGUUGUUUUUACUUAAAGAAACUACACGAGGAAGCCAGGAAAAGGCUUGAGGCUCAUUCCGAAGGACAGUAACCAACCCAGCCCUGCACCAAGUCAGCUCCUGCUGCCCACGCCGCCCGCACCACCCGGCAUGUCUCUCUCGGUCGUCUGUCUCACACCAUUGGGUUCAAUAAAGUUAUCUCCUGUA
Lagopus leucura (white-tailed ptarmigan) is the source of this 9265-nucleotide messenger RNA. It is a transcript of the gene NAV1, whose product is annotated as neuron navigator 1. The record is from RefSeq and is a predicted model, not a curated record. NCBI's taxonomy places the organism in Eukaryota, Metazoa, Chordata, Aves, Galliformes, Phasianidae. Gene Ontology annotation, biological process: neurogenesis; nervous system development; microtubule bundle formation. The coding region runs from base 27 to 6314 and encodes 2095 amino acids. Gene Ontology annotation, molecular function: ATP hydrolysis activity. Gene Ontology annotation, cellular component: axon initial segment; microtubule cytoskeleton. The transcript is spliced from 31 exons.